AUGGCUUCCGCUAGCCUCCUCCAGACUUCUCUCGAGUCGCAUUGCCUAGUGUCACGCGCUGCGUCCUGCAAUGCGUCCGCAAAGAGCGCGGUUCGCGCAAGUCUUAGCUCUUCGAGUCUGAGAUUGCCACUUGGCGGCAGGAGAUUGGCCACUGAGGCGCAGAAGAGGACCGUUGUGAACGCAGGCCGUACGAUCGUUGUCGCUUCGUCAGAAACUGACAAGAAGUCAGAUACCAAGGUGCCUGAAGUUGCUCCGUCCCAAGAAGGGGACUCUGCCGUCCGUCAGCUGCUGGGAAUCCGUGGCGGCAACAAGGAAGACGACAUCUGGAAGAUUCGCCUCCAGCUGACGAAGCCGGUCACAUGGGUGCCGCUCAUCUGGGGUGUGCUGUGCGGUGCUGCUGCCUCUGGAAACUUCGAGUGGACCCUCAAGGAUGUGUCUAUGGCCGUCGUGUGCAUGUUCCUCUCUGGACCGCUCCUCACCGGCUACACUCAGACGAUGAACGACUGGUACGAUCGCGAGAUUGACGCCAUCAACGAGCCCAACCGGCCCAUCCCAUCGGGUGCUAUCUCCGAGAGCGAUGUCAUUGCUCAAAUCUGGAUCCUGCUGCUGGGUGCCAUGGGAGUGGCGUAUGGCCUUGACGUCUGGGCGGGUCAUGGCUUCCCCAUUCUGCUUGCUCUCUCCGCUGGAGGCUCGCUCGUUUCAUACAUCUACUCCGCGCCUCCUCUCAAGCUCAAGCAGAGCGGUUGGAUCGGCAACUACGCCCUGGGCUCCAGCUACAUUUCGCUUCCCUGGUGGGCGGGUCAAGCUCUCUUUGGCACGCUGACCUUUGACGUGGUGGUGCUCACUCUCCUCUACAGUAUCGCUGGGGUAAGCUGGGAGGCCACCUUCCCAAAUCUCCCUCUUUCCCUCCCUUCCCUCUUCCCCUUCCCCUCCCCACUCGCCCCACUGUUCCCCUGGCAGCUGGGCAUCGCUAUUGUGAACGACUUCAAGAGCAUUGAGGGCGACCGCAAGAUGGGGCUGCAGUCCCUCCCAGUGGCGUUCGGAGUGGAAACCGCCAAGUGGAUCUGCGUGGCCAGCAUUGAUGUCACUCAGCUAUCUGUUGCAGGCUAUCUCCUCGCAACCGGCAAGACCGUCUAUGGGCUUGUGCUGCUCGGCCUCAUUGCUCCCCAAAUCUUCUUCCAGUUCACCCUAUUCCUGCCUGAUCCCAUGAAGAACGACGUCAAGUACCAG
This is a messenger RNA of Closterium sp. Naga37s-1, 1230 nucleotides long. NCBI's taxonomy places the organism in Eukaryota, Viridiplantae, Streptophyta, Zygnematophyceae, Desmidiales, Closteriaceae. The record is from the annotation of a GenBank genome assembly.